GCCGAGCUGAUUUUACCUCGUCAGACCUGUGCACCCUACCUGGAGAAUGCCGACACACUUUCAUUCCAAACAGCCACAUCAAUUUGAGCUCAAAGGCACAAGCGAGUAUUUUGAUCAAAAUUUCCAUCUGCUUUUUACUUGGGUUAUACUCUUUUAACAGUUUGUUUGGUUUAUCAUGGCUCCCAUUUUACAUAUUUUGAAAGUUGCCGUGACAGUGGUUCUCUUCCUGGCUGGACUCAUAGUUCUGUUUUUAAUGUACUAUCAUUCAUUUCCAUCUCUGAACUGUCAUCCUCCUCCGGCUCGUACAAGGCGGACAGACAAACCUGUAUUGCUGCUAUGGUUCUGGCCUGAAAACAAAAGGUUUGAUUUACAAGAUUGCAAGAAUCUUUUCAACAUUAACGGGUGCCAUCUCACAGAUGACAGAUCUUUAUAUUCCAAAGCUCAGGGAGUUUUGGUAUUUCACAGAGCUAUCCAAGAUGACCUCUCCAAUCUUCCCACUGCACCUAGAACCAGAUUUCAGAGGUGGAUCUGGUUUAACAUGGACUCGCCGAACAACACACGCAAGAUAGCCGGCAUCGAAGGCCUAUUUAAUUUAACCCUGAGCUACAGGGCAGAUGCGGAUAUCCAUGUUCGUUGGAAACUGACUUUUAAGAAUAACACAGAUAAAGAUUUUGUGCUACCCAAGAAGGAACGACUGCUUUGUUGGAUUGUGGACAGCAAUGACCUAGAUACAAAAUCAGGCAAGAGCUACGACUACUACAGAGAGCUUGUAAAACACAUCAAGGUAGAUGUAUUUCACAGCUCCUCUGAUGACUCUGUGAAGGGUGAAAACUAUUUCACCACCAUCAGCAGCUGCAAGUUCUACCUUUCGUUUGAGGAUUCUAUUUACAAAGAUUAUAUUACAGAAACGUUCAAUGGGCCUCUAGCAGCUGGCACUGUGCCAAUAGUUUUGGGCCCACCGAGAAUAAAUUAUGAGGACUUCGCCCCUGGUACUUCCUUCAUACACGUAAAUGAUUUUCCUGAUGCUGGAGCACUGGCGGAGUUCCUCCUGAAGCUGGAGAAGGAUAAUGAAGCUUACAUGAGAUUCUUUGACUGGCGGCAAUUCUACACUGCCAGACAUCAUCUUACUGAGGAAAAGUAUGAGUUUGCAUACCCUGUCUGCCAGGCCUGUCGGCAUGUGAGUAUGACGAGGGAGUUCAGAGUCGUACCUGAUCUGUACAAGUGGUUCUUUGGGUGAUAUUGGGUUCUUAGGCUGCCCCUCUGUGUUAAUUAAAAAGAUGAAUUAGAACGAACUGAAGAAAGAACUGAACCUUGGGCUUUUGGGUCAUAUUAUUGCCAUCCUGUUAAAGAAUAUGUCUCUCUAGACUGUUUCAUGACAAAGAAAAUAGUGAAUCAAAAUGAAUGUUAUUAAAAUUACUAGAUGACACAUGCUUUACUCAUAUUAAAUUCUGUUUGAUUAGACAACACUGUUGCUAUUAUUGUUCAAUCUACUGGUCAUUUCAAAGAUUGAUAAAUAACAUAUAAUUAUAUAUUUUGUCAAAUUUAUGUUUAAUAUAGAGCUAAUGAAGUACCGCCCUAACUGCUGUACUGUAACUGACACUCUGAGCGGCCUGUUUCCUCGUUUCACCGCUUAACACCACAACUGUGAUUUAUAUGCCACGUUCACAUAGAUUAUAGAAAAUAAUUCUGAUCAAAUUUGGUGUUCAGCAGCACUGAGUCAAUAUAUUUUAGAUCCAAACUUUCUUCAGGUGCGAUCGUGAAAGACGAGACGAAGUGAACAAAACCUAGAAAAGAUGUUAGGGUAGGAUUUCAACAUGGUCAGGAAGAAAGGAACGAGCAUGCACAAACACAAACUUAACUGUGAAUACAAACAUGUCAAGACCCGCAGCUGCUCCUGAUUGUGCUUGUGGGAGGAUCAACAAAGAGCUACUACAGUAAGAAUCGGCCAUGCGUUACAGAAAUUUGAACAGCCAGAUUUGGACCUUCCCCCUCUCUGCUUCACUUUAAGCCUCCCUCAAAGAGAGAGGUUUAAAGUGUCGCAGCAACUCUAAGAGGUGCACCAAGUAUUUCAGUUCAGAGCUGACAUUUGCAGUUUAAGGAAUUGUGUGUACACAUAAUUAUAGUGUGUGAGUCUCUUUAGGGGUAAAUCUCUCCAAACAACCUGGACAAUUCAAAACCAUAAAACCUCGAGUGUGAAACUGCAUUUUCUUGUUUUUCUUGUUGUUUCUCUGGAGUUUACUGUUGAGCACUGUUUUUAAUGAAUCAAAUUCUGGCCAAUUUAGCCACAUCUUUCACUGCACUAUAGUUUUAUUCCAUUUAUUCUUGCUUUUUAUCCUCUGUUCUAUUUAUACUCUUUUAAAAUCUUGUGAAUAAAUAUGAUUAUAUAUUAUAUUAUAUAUUAUUUAUAGUCCCUUUUAUGUCUUAUUUGAAGAAGAACUGCCUUGUUGUUGAUUGGUGCUAUAUAAAUAAAUUUGUCUUGUCUUACGUCUUA
Molecule: messenger RNA, 2491 nt
Organism: Scatophagus argus
Lineage: Eukaryota; Metazoa; Chordata; Actinopteri; Scatophagidae
Product: 4-galactosyl-N-acetylglucosaminide 3-alpha-L-fucosyltransferase 9-like
Exons: 2
Coding region: 176-1237 (353 amino acids)
Cellular component (GO): membrane
Molecular function (GO): alpha-(1->3)-fucosyltransferase activity
Source: RefSeq, a predicted model, not a curated record